Molecule: messenger RNA, 1386 nt
Organism: Cryptococcus wingfieldii CBS 7118
Lineage: Eukaryota; Fungi; Basidiomycota; Tremellomycetes; Tremellales; Cryptococcaceae
Exons: 3
Coding region: 1-1386 (461 amino acids)
Cellular component (GO): nucleus
Source: RefSeq, a predicted model, not a curated record
AUGCCCUUCCCCCCUUCAGCGCCCAUCGGGCAGCAGCCGCUCUCCAUCCCGGGUUCUUCCACCAGCCAUCAAGCCUUUGGAUUCAACCCCAGCGGCAACUCGUUUCCUAGACAAGGCAACUUUGCUAUCCAAGAGCAACCGCAAGCCCACAUGGGCGGCCGAUGGGACCCAACGGGCCAAGCGUCUGGCGCGAGUGGGAGCGGGAUGGCACACGCAAGCCAGAGGACCAGCGGACUGAGCAAUCUGAUGAGAUCGAGAGGGAGCGAGAUGGAGAUGAACUCUUCACCGCCAGGCGGGGGAUCAUUGUCAUCCAACCCGCAUGCGGGAUUCCAUCCCUCGUCGUACGGCCCCAAUAUUGCCUUCACGGCCUUUGCUCUAGGGUCGUCGGCUCAAGGUGCAGGCGGAGGCUCAUACCUCGGCUCAAGUACUUUGGGCAUGAGCAUAUCGCCACCGCAUUGGGGGUCAUUGGGAUCCGGCAGUUUUGUAGGUAGUCUGGGAAAUCCUGUCCUGAGCACAAGUUUCAACCGAGAACGAGAAGGGCGGGAGAGAGAAUUGGAAGCCAGAUAUGUCAAAGACUUUGAUUGCUGCGGCAAAAAGCUGAAUGGUCUGCAUGAGCUUCUGGAACACUAUGAAGAAGAACAUGCCGGUCUGGCCCCCGAUGUUCGCGUAGCCGCCAUCAACGCUGCUCAAGGCGGCUCCACAAGCUCCCCCAGGGCUGUCUCCAAUCCCUUUUCCUCUGCCCCCUCCGUCCCACCAUCCCACCCUCCUCCACUAGUUACGCAUCAGAGCCACAGCGAUGCCCCUCAGCCUCCAGGGAUGAUGGACAUAGAAAUGGAAGAACCUGCGCCAUAUCAACAACCGCAGGCUCUCGAUCUGGCACAGAUACAGGCGCAACAGAACCAGUUUGGGGUGCGGUCACCUGGGUUGGGAGGGCAAAAUACAAACCCAUGGGCGGCUGCAUUCCGGCCGCAGGUGUUGUCCUCGCAGCCGCAGUGUGUCCCGCCUAGUCUACUGUCAUAUGCGCCCCCAAGCACACCGGGGUUGACGCCUGGCGCAUCCGCUAUGCCUGUCCCCUCGGCCGCUCCCAGCCCUGUCCCCAUGACGCCUGAACAGCAGGCUGCCAGGGCAGAGAGGAAGGCGAACAAAAAGAGGGCGGAGAGAGCAGCCGCCCGAGGAGACGAGGGUUCUGCCAGCGAAACCGAAGGCACGGCAACUGCAGGAGAGAAGAGGUUCCCAUGUCCCAUCGAAGGGUGUGGCAAGGUAUACAAACAAGCCAAUGGGCUAAAGUAUCACCUGACACGAUCAAUCAAUUCUAGCCAUGGUACCAUACCACCCCAGAAUCUGGCGGCUUUAUUGGGAGAGAAGGGUGGAGAGGUGGAAGUUUAG